GAUGGUCUUAUUCGCAAUGGCAUGUCUCACUAUAAUCCAUUGAUUGGCAUGAUCAGCAUUCUAUCCUCGACCUUCUGACAAUGGAAACUAUAAUUACCUCCAUCUUCUCUAGCCCGACCGAACAGAUACUUCUUCCCCGGGCGCAACCAUACGCGCUUCCCUAUUUCGCCAAACAGUUAGCCUGCAUUUUGCCCAAGUGAGGUAAACAAGACAUACCCUCGAGGAAAUCCCCUUCAGACUCGAGGAUCCACAUGGGCAGACGAAUGGAACCAGCUGCUUGCACGCCAGAACAAGGCUAAGUGACCGGCUGAAAGAAUGACGGCGGCAGCAUUGCACGUGAAAGCCUUCCGCGGGGAAACCCGCCGGACUCCAAAAACACACCAACGCGUGAUCACGUGCGCAGGCGUUGGCGGUGGCAGCUUUACCCACUUUGGGUAAUAAUUGCUUCGCGGGUGCCGGCGGAAAACGUCAUCACCACCUUUUCCUUCAGACAAGAAAAUGGAGCCUCCGGGCGAGGAGCGUCCCGACAACAACAACAACAACAACAACAACAAGGUUGCAGAGGAUGGAUUCGAAACCCUCAAAUAUCAACUUCUUGGACCCUCCUUGACCAAAGCCGGUCAGGAUGCCGUGGAUCAGCGGAAGGUGUCCGAAAUCAUCUACAACGCCUCCAAGGGCUCCAAAUUCUUCAACCACGAGCAGAACCGCGACAAGGUCCUGACGGACAAGAUCGCGCGGAUUCUCCGCGACAAGGCCCACCUCGAGACGCUCGAUCUCUCGGCGGACCUCCGGCGCGCGGACCAGCUGAUCGCGGAGCUGGAGCUGACGCGGGAUUUGAGUCAGCACGUCGUGCACGUCGACUGCGACGCCUUCUUCGCAGCGGUCGAGGAGCUGGACCACCCAGAGCUGAAGACCGUGCCCAUGGCCGUCGGCAAGGGCGUCCUGACGACCUGCAACUACGAGGCGCGCAAGUUCGGCGUCCGCAGCGGCAUGGCCUCCUUCGUGGCCAUGAAGCUCUGCCCGCGGCUGGUCUGCCUGCCGAUGAACUACGACAAGUACAGUGCCAAGGCGAGGGAGAUCCGCGCCGUCUUCGCCCGGUACGAUCCCCUUUUCGAGAGCGCGAGCAUCGACGAGGCCUACCUCAACCUGACCGCCUACUGUGCGGAGAACGGGGUGGGCGCGGAGGAGACGGUCGAGCGCAUGCGCGCCGAGGUGCUGGCCGAAACCAAGGUCUCGGUCUCGGCGGGCAUCGCGGCGAAUGCCAAGCUGGCCAAGAUCGCCUCGAAUCGGAAUAAGCCGAAUGGCCAGUUCUGCGUACCGAGCGAGAGAGAGGCGAUCAUGGCGUUCAUGCGGGAGCUGCCGGUGCGGAAGGUGAAUGGGGUGGGGCGGGUGUUUGAGCGCGAGCUGGAGGCGAUCGGCAUCAAGACCUGUGGGGAUAUCUUCCCGCAGCGGGCGUAUCUGACGCGCUUGUUCGGGGAGAAGGCGGCGUACUUUCUCAUGCAGUGCUAUCUGGGUCUGGGAAGGACGAAGAUCCAGCCCGUGGAGAACUAUGAGCGGAAGAGUGUGGGCACGGAGCGCACGUUUCAUGAGUUGGGCGGUAAGGAGGAGCUUCGCGCGAGGUUAUGGUCGGCGGCCGAGGAGCUGGAAAAGGACCUCGCUCGCACGGAGUUCAAAGGUCGUACCCUGGUGUUGAAGGUCAAGCUGGCAACCUUCGAAGUGCUCUCGCGGCAAUGUCAGCCCUCGCGCGCGGUAUUCACCGCCAAGGAUCUCUAUGCCUUCUCCCUGCCAAUGCUGGAGAAGCUGGAGAAGGAGAUCCCUGACAUUAAGCUGCGAUUGCUUGGUCUGCGCUGCACUAACCUCGUGAGCACCAAGAAAGUCGGCAUCGAGUUCUUCGGGGUCGCCCCUCGGCCGAAACCAGCCGUGGAGCCGUCUACCGACGACAAUCCCGACCAAGAGAUCGGCGCGGAAGAAGCGUUUGAAAGAGCUGCGCGUCAGGAACUACACGACGAGAUGAAUGAGAUUGAGAAGCUCAGCCAGGAAGUCUCCGAAUCAGCAGAUGUCGACGGCAAGCCUGCCCAGAAUACAACCCCAGCGUAUUGGGAUUGUCCGAUAUGUUUGAGACCUCAGGUGGCAGAUGAUCGGGUCUUCAACGACCAUGUCGACUACUGUCUCUCCAAGCAGACCAUCAAAGAGGCGGUCCAGGGCGCCAUUGAGCAUGUCCGCGAAGAAACCCCGCCAGCAGCGUCCAAAUCACGCAAACGCAAACCCCCCGGACAGGAGUCUCCGGGUCCGCGACAGAAGAAACUGUUCUUUUCUUGACCACUGCGGCGUGGGUAUGGUAUGCGUCGAUGUUGAGCUCCGAUGGAGCGUUCUCCGAUGUCAACCGUCAUUCCUCGGCCGGUCCGUGGAAAUUACACCCCCAAUCUGUUUACAGUAGUAUUUGGCGUCACCACUUCUUUUUUGAGAGUCAUACACUAUAGACAACCACAUAUACCCCGUUUGGCUUCCCACACAUGAACAACUUCGAAUUAGAUAAAAUAUAUUUUUGUUGGACGUUUCUCUCAG
Messenger RNA from Aspergillus aculeatus ATCC 16872, 2565 nucleotides. Its product is annotated as Y-family DNA polymerase. Lineage: Eukaryota; Fungi; Ascomycota; Eurotiomycetes; Eurotiales; Aspergillaceae. Gene Ontology annotation, biological process: error-prone translesion synthesis. The transcript has 2 exons. The record is from RefSeq and is a predicted model, not a curated record. Gene Ontology annotation, molecular function: damaged DNA binding; DNA-directed DNA polymerase activity. Gene Ontology annotation, cellular component: nucleus. The coding region runs from base 499 to 2319 and encodes 606 amino acids.